Messenger RNA from Harpegnathos saltator (Jerdon's jumping ant), 302 nucleotides. RefSeq names its product anaphase-promoting complex subunit 13. The transcript has a single exon. Gene Ontology annotation, biological process: protein K11-linked ubiquitination. The record is from RefSeq and is a predicted model, not a curated record. Bases 46 to 282 code for a protein of 78 amino acids. Gene Ontology annotation, cellular component: anaphase-promoting complex. NCBI's taxonomy places the organism in Eukaryota, Metazoa, Arthropoda, Insecta, Hymenoptera, Formicidae.
AUGAAAAUAUUUUCUUAAAUUUAAAAGUUGAAUAUCAUUUACGACAUGGACAGUCAAAUGUGCGGAGACGGCAGACUGAUAGACUUAAUCGAUGAAGGUUGGCGCAAAGAACGACUACCUAUUGAUGAUAUUUCAACACCGAUAGCUGAAUUACCAGAUCCUGAGAGUGAUAAUGGUGAUUCUCAUAUGACGUUGAAGGAAUUAGAACAAAGAUGGAAUAAUUUGGCUUUGGGUACCCUUAGUGACAACCAUCUGCAUUCUCCAACACCUUUGCACAAUUGAGCAUCUUCUGUUUACUAAUU